AUGUCUGUUAAAUACAAUUUCACGGGUAAAGUGGCGCUAAUCACGGGCUCGAGUGGAGGUAUCGGUGCCGGCAUUGCCGUACAGUUGGCCCAAUCGGGUGCCAGUGUUGUGGUCACCGGUCGUAAUGCAGACAAAGUGGCAGAAGUGGCCAAACAAUGUCUCAAUGUAUCGCCGAAAGGGAUUAAACCUCUGGAAGUGUUGGCGGAUGUGACCGAUCGGGAAGAUCUCAGACGUCUGGUCGACCAGACUAUCGGACGGUUCGGUAAACUGGAUAUUGUGGUCAAUAACGCGGGCGCCCUCUUCUACGGCAACAUUACAGACGAUAACUUUUACGACAAUUACAUAAAUUUAAUGUCUGUUAACUUGGAUUCUGUCGUCUAUUUAACGCAUUUAUGUGUCGAGUAUUUGGAGAAAACUAAAGGAAAUAUCAUUAAUAUCUCGAGUAUUAAUUCAAUGCGAACC
Messenger RNA from Medioppia subpectinata, 462 nucleotides. Lineage: Eukaryota; Metazoa; Arthropoda; Arachnida; Sarcoptiformes; Oppiidae. The record is from the annotation of a GenBank genome assembly.